Messenger RNA from Coniophora puteana RWD-64-598 SS2, 213 nucleotides. RefSeq lists its product as uncharacterized. The transcript has 3 exons. Lineage: Eukaryota; Fungi; Basidiomycota; Agaricomycetes; Boletales; Coniophoraceae. The coding region runs from base 1 to 213 and encodes 70 amino acids. The record is from RefSeq and is a predicted model, not a curated record.
AUGUUCACUGCAUUGGCGAAGAAGGCGGCUACAUUUGCGUCAGGAGUCGGUACCAGCAUCGCCCAAGAAUUGGUCAAUGGGGUGAAGCUAAUUCUCGACCAAGGGCAUAUCAGUAAUGUCAAGAACGGCGGAUUUACUCUUGCUCUCAAGGGAUCACUCCUCGACACCGGCUACUCAAACUCGACCAUCGAGUUCUUGGAGCCCGUCAAGUAA